AUGCUCUGCCUAUGGGUUUUCCUGACCCUUAGUGGCCUGGUGCAGCGUACCUUGGGCUCGCCGGGCGACUGGUUGGAUGAAUUCAUCGAUUGCAAGGAGCUGUGCGAGGCAAGUAUUCCUUGCGCGGGCUUCGAAGGCAUUGAGAUUCCGAGCGGUGCUAGCGCUGAGAUUACAUAUUUUACAGAGGCUUCUGCUAUACAGAAAUACUUCCUCUUUUGGGAUUGUAAAUCCAAUUGCGACUACCAAUGCCAACAGGUCGUCACGCAGAUAAGGAUUGCGGAGGGCGAAAAGGUCGUACAGUUCCAUGGGAAGUGGCCCUUCAAAAGGCUCUUUGGCAUGCAGGAGCUGUUCUCUACGCUGUUUAGCGUCGCCAACUUUUUCCCGCAUUACCGAGGCUAUAAGCUGCUGCAAAGGGAGCUAUCGCGCUUACCAGCACGCAAGAGGUCGCGCUUUAUUCUAAAGAAGUACCUUUAUGUUGCCAUUGCCGGCAUGCUUGCAUGGACUUCGAGUUCCAUUUUUCACUUCCGCGACCUUGAAGUAACCGAAAAGCUGGACUACUUUUUUGCUGGGGCUACAGUUUUAAGCGGAUUUCAUGGCAUCCUUAUCCGCAUCUUGCGACUCGAUAAAUCGGACCAAUUCCGCCAUGCGGUUACGGCUGCUGUUUUGCUUAUUUUCUCCCUUCACGUUUUGCGGUUGUACCUUGACUGGUCAUACACCUACAACAUGAGGUUCAAUGUUUUGUUUGGUCUUCUACAAUACAUUUUAUUGCUCACACUGGCUUACAAGAAUUACCGUCAACUAAAAGCAGGAAAGCUACCGCGGAAGUCACAUCACCCCCCUCGUGAAAACCUUUACUUUGAGCUAUGUGUUGUACCCGUAGCACUAGUCGUGGGGACUGCGCUUGCUAUGUCUUGUGAGCUUUUUGACUUUUUUAGCUAUUCUUGGCAAAUUGACUCUCACGCUAUCUGGCACGCAUGCACUGUUUUGCCCUCUUGGAAACUUUACGAUUUCUUCUUGCAUGAUUUCCACUAUUUAGAUGCUUGCGAAGACAGCAGUUCUGACUAG
This is a messenger RNA of Lachancea thermotolerans CBS 6340, 1065 nucleotides long. RefSeq names its product Per1p (gene PER1). Gene Ontology annotation, cellular component: endoplasmic reticulum membrane. Gene Ontology annotation, biological process: GPI anchor biosynthetic process. The transcript has a single exon. The record is from RefSeq and is a predicted model, not a curated record. Lineage: Eukaryota; Fungi; Ascomycota; Saccharomycetes; Saccharomycetales; Saccharomycetaceae. Gene Ontology annotation, molecular function: hydrolase activity, acting on ester bonds. Bases 1 to 1065 code for a protein of 354 amino acids.